Molecule: messenger RNA, 1674 nt
Organism: Pseudopipra pipra
Lineage: Eukaryota; Metazoa; Chordata; Aves; Passeriformes; Pipridae
Exons: 4
Coding region: 202-1113 (303 amino acids)
Source: RefSeq, a predicted model, not a curated record
UCUGUGACUCCUGGCAGAUAUCUCUGGGAGUGUGCUGUGCUCUGCUGGAGACAGCAGAAUUGCCAGGGAGCAGCCCCAGACUCUUCUGCAAGAAACAACCCAAAGAGCAUUGAGUCUGUUGGGGUUGGCUCCCUGCUCUGUAGUUCCUUGGGAGUCCUCUCCAGCCGCUUGAAAUGUUGUGCUUCUCAUGGAGAUGGUGGAAUGUUGACGGUAGGAGCCUCCCAUGCAGUAGCAAAGCCCCACCAUGAGAUGACAAAGCCAGGCCAUGAAGUCACAAGGCCAGGCAUUCGUGUGCAGUGUGGGGCAGGUGCCACAGGCAUCACUCCAGCAGCUGCAGGAGCAGCAGCAGUGUCAGCAGAGCCUGCACUGACAGUGCCAGCAGUGCCAGUGCCUGCAGUACCUGUAGUGCCUGCAGUGAUUGUGACGGUGACAGCAGUGAGCAGUGACAGUGCCAGCAGUGGCAGUUCCAGCAGUACCAGCUGUGUCAGCAGCAACAGUGACAGCAUGGUGCAGGCGCGGUGGGCCCUGGCCCUCAUCCUCCUCCUGGUGGCCCUGCCAGCCGGGGGUGUCAGGGCUGCUCCGUGGCGACCGUGGGCAGUGGGUCCAGAGUAUCAAGACGGAAGGGGACAAUCUUCCCAGGACACAUCCAGAGUGCUACAUGAAAUCCUUGGACAGCUGAAGACGAUAGCACGAGGUGUGAACAGCCUCAGCCUCAACAGCGCCGUGGAUGGCAGAAGAUUCACCAGUGCUGUGGUGGGCAGGGCAGACCCAAACCUUGUGGAUGGCAGGACAGACCCAAUUGCUGUGGUGGGCAGGGCAGAUCCAAAUGCUGUUGAUGGCAGGACAGACCCAAACACUGUGGAUGGCAGGACAGAUCCAAACGCUGUGGUGGGCAGGGCAGACCCAAACUCUGUGGGUGCUGAUACCUUCCAGACGUACUGCAUAGAAGGCAUCGUGGCUGUCCUGGGCUCAAUGCUGCUGGGGAUGGUGCUGUGUUGUGUAUUCCACUUGUGGAGGAAGAGGAGAAAGCGCCUCGCAGCUUCGAGAGCCGGCUCUGAGCGCCCCAACAGCCGGGCAGAAGCCAGUAGAAUAUUUGCAGGAGCGUUUAAAUAAAGAUCAGCAGCACAAUCGACUGGAUUGUACUGGCAGCGAACCCAGGAUGGGGCCCACCCCCAGCACCCCUCAGUCCCCACCCUUGGCCCCCCCAGGGACACAAACCCAGGCCCACUGUGGAGUCAUAAAGCCAUCCCCAAACCUGGCAUCCCCAGGGACAUCCCCUCCAGACCCAGCAUGGUCUGAGAACAUGAGUUCCACCCCCAGUCCCACCAUGGGAUCCCAUCCCAGGUACCAUGGGGGUCCCCAUAGCCUCCAGGGCCAUCAGCCUCAUCCCUGUCCCAAACACCUCUGAGGACAUCAAUCCCAGCCCCAUCCCAGGUCCCAAACACCCCCAGGGCUGUCAGCCCCCCCUCAGCUCCCCAUUCUGAGUUCCUGAUUCCCUUUGGGGACAUCAGUCCCAGACCCAGUGACAUCAGAGGGGCCCAUUCCCACCCCCGGCCCCAUUGUCCCCAGACACAGCAGCCCCCCAUCCCUGGGCACCAGCUGCAGCCCCCACUGGAGACACCAAUCCCAGCCCUGUUACGGGGUCCUGUUCCCACCCCAUGUCCCCAGCACCCC